AUGUCCUCGCAAUCCUGGAAACCAGUCAGACCUGAUGGAGCGUUCUGGGAAUCUCUUGACCCUGUCAUCAGCAGCACUGUGGCCGAGUGCCUCUCCCCCGCCGUGCUCGAUGACAUAAAUAACCAUUCCACCCUUUCCAACCCGGCCAAGUUCGAGCUCCUCGAGCAGGCCUUGACGAGAAAGCUUCUAUCUCUUGAAGAGAGCGCGAACCCAUCCUCUCUCCAUGACACGGACUAUCCCACUUGGCAACGCCUCAACUUCGCCCUUUUCCACGUCCUCCGCGGCGCCGGCGAUGCUGCAAGGCAGAAAGAAACCCUCCUCAAGCUAGUCAACAACCCUGGCCCAAGCGGACAGGAUGUAGCAGCGUUGCAGAACUUGGCUACAUUAUACGAGGAAACAGGCGAGCAUGCACAGGCAGAGAAGCUCGCUAAGGAGACCUUGCCAUUGCUUCGGCAACAUCCAGCCCUGGGACAGGAUAGUCCCCAGUCUCUGGGGUCGCUGCGUAUCCUGAUCAAGGCUCUUUGGAAACAGGGCAAGGAGAAGGAGGCGGAACAGGUGAUACAAGAGGCCAGCGCUAGUAUUGAUAGAUUGGCGGGAGGAAAGUUUUCAGACGUCCAGCAAGAAGAGAAGGAAGCGCUGGAAACGGUUGUUGCAGACUUGAAGAAGUAA
Molecule: messenger RNA, 669 nt
Organism: Aspergillus oryzae RIB40
Lineage: Eukaryota; Fungi; Ascomycota; Eurotiomycetes; Eurotiales; Aspergillaceae
Product: tetratricopeptide repeat protein
Exons: 1
Coding region: 1-669 (222 amino acids)
Molecular function (GO): protein binding
Source: RefSeq, a predicted model, not a curated record